Nyctereutes procyonoides (raccoon dog) is the source of this 1549-nucleotide messenger RNA. It is a transcript of the gene MLST8, whose product is annotated as MTOR associated protein, LST8 homolog. Gene Ontology annotation, molecular function: protein binding. The coding region runs from base 115 to 1095 and encodes 326 amino acids. The record is from RefSeq and is a predicted model, not a curated record. Gene Ontology annotation, cellular component: TORC2 complex; TORC1 complex. Gene Ontology annotation, biological process: regulation of actin cytoskeleton organization; TOR signaling. NCBI's taxonomy places the organism in Eukaryota, Metazoa, Chordata, Mammalia, Carnivora, Canidae. The transcript has 9 exons.
CGCUCGCAGUCCUGGGCCGCAGCGGAGCGCAGAGUCGCAUGUAAGGUGCUCUGACCUUUGACCCCCGCCUCUCCGAAGUCGGGUCCUGUGCAGGCCCCAGCCUUCUUCCCCACCAUGAACACGUCCCCGGGCACAGUGGGCAGUGACCCCGUCAUCUUGGCCACUGCAGGCUACGACCACACGGUGCGGUUCUGGCAGGCCCACAGUGGGAUCUGCACCCGCACGGUACAGCAUCAGGACUCUCAGGUGAACGCGCUGGAGAUCACGCCAGACCGCAGCAUGAUCGCGGCUGCAGGUUAUCAGCACAUUCGCAUGUACGAUCUCAGCUCCAACAACCCCAACCCCAUCAUCAGCUACGACGGGGUGAACAAGAAUAUCGCGUCCGUGGGCUUCCAUGAGGACGGCCGCUGGAUGUACACGGGUGGGGAGGACUGCACGGCCCGGAUCUGGGACCUCAGGUCCCGGAACCUGCAGUGUCAGCGGAUCUUCCAGGUGAAUGCACCCAUUAAUUGCGUGUGCCUGCACCCCAACCAGGCAGAGCUCAUCGUGGGUGACCAGAGCGGCGCCAUCCACAUCUGGGACCUGAAAACUGACCACAACGAGCAGCUGAUUCCCGAGCCCGAGGUCUCCAUCACGUCUGCCCACAUUGACCCUGACGCCAGCUACAUGGCAGCCGUCAACAGCACCGGGAAUUGCUAUGUCUGGAAUCUGACUGGGGGCAUUGGUGACGAGGUGACACAGCUCAUCCCCAAGACCAAGAUCCCAGCGCACACCCGCUAUGCCUUGCAGUGCCGCUUCAGCCCUGACUCUACGCUUCUCGCCACCUGUUCCGCCGACCAGACGUGCAAGAUUUGGAGGACAUCCAACUUCUCUCUGAUGACAGAGCUGAGCAUCAAGAGCAGCAACCCAGGAGAGUCAUCCCGAGGCUGGAUGUGGGGCUGUGCCUUCUCGGGGGACUCGCAGUACAUCGUCACGGCUUCCUCUGACAACCUGGCCCGCCUCUGGUGUGUGGAGACAGGAGAGAUCAAGAGGGAGUAUGGUGGCCACCAGAAAGCUGUCGUCUGCCUGGCCUUCAAUGACAGCGUGCUGGGCUAGCCUGUGCCCCCCCUGGGACUGCAGGCGGCUGAGCAGGGAGCACCUGUGGAACACAUCUGCCCAGCUCAGAGUGAAGCUCCGCGGCUAGCCUCCGCCAGCCUAGCCAGCUGGACCUGACUGGCCUACCCUGGUCCCUCGGCUAGCCUAGACUGGGCAGGCCAGUAUGCCCUGGGAGUCUCUCAGCUCCUCCUGGGUGCUUCUGUGGAUGUGACAAGGCUCAGGAAGCCCACCUCAGCCAGCCGGCACUUGCUUCAGGAAUUCCAGAUCCACAAGGCCUAGGGGGUCUGAAGCCGGUGUCCAACCCCCAGCCAGUGCACCCCCCCCCCGGCCCCCCACCCUGCCCAUUUCGUGUCCUGAGGCCACAGAGAACAGCAUCACGGCCAGAUGGAGGGUUUAUUAGACCCCGCUGCCAGCCACCCUCUGUGACCGGUGACGGGGCUGGCCAGCUGGCUGG